This is a messenger RNA of Dictyostelium discoideum AX4, 1263 nucleotides long. RefSeq lists its product as hypothetical. Bases 1 to 1263 code for a protein of 420 amino acids. The record is from RefSeq and is a predicted model, not a curated record. Gene Ontology annotation, cellular component: ribonucleoprotein complex; cytoplasm. The transcript is spliced from 2 exons. NCBI's taxonomy places the organism in Eukaryota, Evosea, Eumycetozoa, Dictyosteliales, Dictyosteliaceae.
AUGUCAAUGGUUUUAACCAAAGUUCCACCAUUUCAUUAUAUCCAUGUUUUGGAUACAAAUAUACAAAUUGUAAAGAUGAUUGAAGGUCCAAUAUCAUAUCUUGUAAAAGAACAUGAAAAAAUUGUAGUUCAACCAACAAGAAUGCAUGUUAUUCAAAAUAAUGAAUAUUGUAUAAUUGAAUCACCAGUUAUUAGAGAUCAAGAUAAAAAGACAGUAUUGGUUGAUAAAUACGGACAAGCAAAAUUAAAACAUGGAUCAAGAGAGAUUAGAUUUGAAAGUGGGGAACCAUUUCCAUUGUAUCCAGGUGAGAGUAUGAUCGGAAAGAUAUCACCAUUGACAGUGAUUUUAAAUAAUGAAGCCAUCGUAAUUAAAGCGUUAGUUGACUUUUUGGACACUGAAACUUCUAAACUUAUUUCAGCAGGUGAUGAAUGGUUAAUGUAUGGUCCAGCAACUUAUAAACCACGUGUAGAAGAGCAUGUCAAAGAAAUUAGAAAAGCAUUCAUAGUGAAACCACACAACGCUUUGAAAAUCAUGGCAACCAAUGAUUUCAAAGAUAAAGUCUACAAACAACAACGUAAAUCAGGUGAUGAAUGGUUGAUGACUGUCGAAGGACCAUACAUUCUAGAUGCUUAUGAAAAGUUGGUGGAAAUCGUUGAGCCAUAUGUAUUGGAUGAUAAUAACUCAAUCCAUGUUGCUGCCAAUAGGAAGUUUGUAGAUUCGAAUGGUGUCGAGAGAAAAAAAGGUGAUAAAUGGUUACUCACAAAACAAGACACCACUUUAUUCAUCCCUCAGCCAUCUGUCACCGUUGAGAAGGUUGUGCCUGUGACUGUGCUAACCCAGUUGAAUUAUGUUAUUAUUAGUGAUCCGUAUGAUGAGGAGACCGGUGCACCUUUGUUGGGUGAGAAAAAGAUUGUUAAAGGUCCAAAGAAUUUCUUUCAAAAACCUGGUGAGACUUUAAGCAUUAUUCAAAGUACUUACAUUUUGGAACCAGAGGAUGCAGUUUAUGUAAAGGUUUUAGAAGAAUUUGAAGAAUCUGUUCGUUCUGGAAAUACUCUAAAAAAUGUAACUAGAAAAUCAGGUACUAAAUAUUUAGUCUAUGGUCCAUGUGAAUACGUACCACCAUUAACUGUACAAGUAUUAAAGAAAACUAAAGCUAUCAUUUCAAAUGAACAAUUUGGAAUUUACAUUUUUGAUUUGAUGCCUGCUUUAAAUGUUUUUGUAAUUUUAUUAAUCUUUUAUUUAAUUUUAAAAUUCUUUUUUUAG